AUGCAGACAAUGCAGCAACACGAGAAUGAGCUCAAAGGCCAACAUCGGCCUAACCUUUCUAUAAACACAUCAUUCAACAAAAAGAAAAAGGGAUGGCAUCAACUCUUCUCGCAUCAUCACCACCACCAUCCCACUGUCAAAUCACCCACUUCCAUUGAUCGUCAAGAAAAGCCCUCCAAGCGAAACAGCUUGCCUACUCCUCCUCCCACACAAUCCGCACCUUCACUACAACAACAUGCCACAUCCAUCAGUCUUGCACCACUCUUAAUGCGAAAAACGGCUAGUCCAACCUCCACAGCAACGAGCAGCAGCAAUAGCAGUGCUGAAAAUUUAACAGAUGAUUCAACAAGUGUACAUAGUAUAACAUCCCCAUUUAGAAAACUCCAUCUGCCCUCCUUCCACAAAAGAAACAACUCCCACCACAAUCCAUCAUCCAAUACUGCCGCUCCAGCAACGGCUGCUAUGACAAUGUCAGACCAAGAAGACCAUUACACACCCACAGCACCCGAGCAUAUUAUGCCAACGCUGGUUGACUGGUCUCCUGAAGCACCUGUCUCUCCGCCGCCUUGGGAGCUCCAUGAUCCCAAGCCAUUACAUCAACACAAGAAAAGACAUUCCAUGAGUAAUCACAACUAUUUUGAAGAGUUUCGUCGAACCAGCAGUAUCAGUAGCAGUAGUUUUGGUAUCGAAGAUUAUCAUUCUGAUUCAGAGGGCGUUGGUAGCACCAACAUCAAAUCCUCGUUGCAUCAAAGUCCAUCCGAUUCUCUUGAUCGCAAUUCUGAUGUUACACUCAUUGGUUUGACAUCUGUUCCUAGCACUUCAAGUGCCGAUGUAGAUGAUGCCAGAGCAGCUGCCAGUUCGGCUGCCAUGCGUGUAAGGCGUCGCUCCAGUUGCCCAACCUAUGACUCUCUGUCGCUCAGCAGCGCAAGUACCUCCACCUCCUCCAAAACAUUGAUUGAAAAUGACAUCAUAUUCAUCACCGAGCAGCACACACGACACAUGUCUGUUUUGAAAAAGUACACACAUCCCGCCGACAAGAAGCCAGCCUUCAAGCCAUGUCAGAAAGCGAAAGCACGAGCAGCAGAAGCAGCUGUCAAUGGCGAAGUGGUGCACACCAACUCGCUGUAUUCCUCCUUUUGCGAAGACAGCCUCAAAUAUCUGUACAUUCCCAAUGUAUUUGAUCCUGUUACCAGAGAACCCAUUUUGGAAUUCGCUGUCAUCAAGCCGAGAAAAUAUCAACUGCAUCGCAAGACCAGCUGGAAACGUGAAGCAAAGGCAUUAAUGACAUGGCAUCAUGCAUUGGAAGAACAGAUCCAUCAACCACCUGCUGUCAGCUCGGCUUUUCUAAAGGAAUUAUCCGCUGACAAGCUCGAAAGAUACCAGCUUACCCGUCGAUUCAUUCUGCGAGAAUUUUUUACUACAGAAGUCAAUUUCUGGAAUCAAUUGUAUUACACUAAAAUCAUCUUUUACGAUGCUCUGGUGUACUCGCUCAACAAGGAAAACACAUUUGCUAAAGAUGAAGAUGCAGACAUUUUUGCCAAUCUAUUCGAUUUGAUGCAGUUCUCGGCCAAACUAAUCAACCGUCUCCGUCAUUUUCAGCUAAACUUUGUCAAUAAGGUAGCUGCUGCUGGUGGUACUGAUGAUCCGCACGCACAUCUCUCAGUUGACGGCCAGGAGGCUUGCAAUAAUAUUGACUGCAAUAAUCUUCAAGUAGGCAGUAUUCUGGUGGAUAUGGCUGAAGAUCUCGUUGUAUUCUUGCGUUGCGCUUUAGACUACAAGGGAAACCGAAAGCAUUUGGACAAUUCAGAGCACCGGGAGGGAUUUGUCAAAUACCGACAGCGAUUACAGACCAAGAAAGAAACCAGCCAAUUCUCCAUGCAAGACUACCUAAUUAUCCCCAUUCAACGUGUCGCUCGUUAUGGAUUGCUGCUAGCGGAUUUACUCAAACACACACAACCCAGCCAUUCGGAUUACAACUACUUGAUCAAGGCACAUCAAAUUGUUACAAGUCUUGCUUCUGCCAUGAAUUCUGUGCAGAAAAAGAAAAAGACUUGA
Mucor velutinosus is the source of this 2055-nucleotide messenger RNA. RefSeq lists its product as uncharacterized. The coding region runs from base 1 to 2055 and encodes 684 amino acids. Gene Ontology annotation, biological process: intracellular signal transduction. Gene Ontology annotation, cellular component: cytoplasm. NCBI's taxonomy places the organism in Eukaryota, Fungi, Mucoromycota, Mucoromycetes, Mucorales, Mucoraceae. Gene Ontology annotation, molecular function: guanyl-nucleotide exchange factor activity. The transcript is spliced from 4 exons. The record is from RefSeq and is a predicted model, not a curated record.